AUGACAGUGGCCGCUCAGGCUACACAGGUGGGUGAAAUAAAAAGUGAUGACUGCGUACCGCCAGAGAAAGCAAACCUGAUAGACUUGGGAAUAGAGGCAGAGGCAAUAUCCCAACCCAUGGCGGCCACUCCGCGCUCGACGUCAGCUGUCAGCUUCGGGCACCUGCCCGCCCGCCCCGCCGCCGGCUGCUGCGUUUCUCAGGGGCCGGCCUCCCCUCAGCCCGCCGGCCCCUCUGCCGCCGGCAGCUCGGCCAAGGAUGUGGGUGGAUCCCCUGAAAAGGCAGCCACAGAUCUCAGCAGUGAACACAAACUCAAUAAAUCCCAGCAGCUGAAAAAAGUUUUUAAAGAAUGUGGUGCUGUAGGGGUUUCAUUGCAUGUUGGAAUUUCAUUAGUAUCUCUAGGAACCUUCUACCUGGCUGUGUCAAGUGGUGUGGAUAUGACUGCAGUUCUCUUCAAACUUGGCUUCAGUGAAUCAUCGCUGCAAUCUAAAAGGGCUGCUGGUACAAGCGCAUUUGUGUUGGCAUAUGCUAUUCACAAAUUGUUUGCUCCAGUACGAAUCAGCAUUACUAUAGUUUCUGUGCCAUUUAUUGUCCGAUACUGCUGGAAGAUUGUUUUCUUCAAACCUCCUACCCCAAAUCUGUGGUAACGUCUUAUUGUUUUUUACCGGCCCAACGUGGGGCUCAAGGAAUUUGAGAUAAGGAUGAUAGUUGAGAGAAGUUCGGGCAAAACAUGGACUGGAUGUUUUUAUGAACGUAAAAGUUGUGAAGAAUUCAAGAAAGUUGUAAUUGUGAGGAAUAUGUUUCAUGUUAGUGUGGUGAAGGGACGAGGGGUGGGGUGUGUGUAAAUUGUCCACCUCAUCGGUGUUGUGAUGAUGUUAUGUUUAUUUUGGUGUGGGGAAUUCUUUUUCUUUUUGAUGUAAGUGGAGUUUGUGAAGAUUGUGAUGAUUGUAAAGUAAAAGUAUAUUGUAAUUAUUCUUAAAUAUGCUUUUCACAGAGGAGAGGGGUGGAAUGUAGUGGGUUUACGUGACAAGG
Messenger RNA from Cygnus olor (mute swan), 1030 nucleotides. Its product is annotated as protein FAM210B, mitochondrial-like. The coding region runs from base 1 to 645 and encodes 214 amino acids. NCBI's taxonomy places the organism in Eukaryota, Metazoa, Chordata, Aves, Anseriformes, Anatidae. The record is from RefSeq and is a predicted model, not a curated record. The transcript has 2 exons. Gene Ontology annotation, cellular component: mitochondrion.